GCCUCUCUGCUCGCCAUGGCCACCACAUCGGCGCGGGCGCACGGCGGCCACCACCAGCCGCCGCCGCAACCCCACGGGCUGCGAUACGAGCCGCUGCGCCGCAUGCAGGGCCUGGACCUGAAGUCCGCCCUCCGUGCCAGCAGCCCGCGCGCGUCCACCUUGGCCACGGCCGCGCUCCUCGUCCCGCUCGGCGCCGCGCUGCUGGGUGCCUCGGGGCUCGCCCUGGCGGCGACCCUGGCGGGGCUCCCUCUCGCCGCGCCGCUCCUCGUGCUCUUCAGCCCGGUGAUCGUGCCCGCCGCGCUGGCCGCGGCGCUCGCCGUGUCGGGCUUCAUGGCAUCGGGCGGGCUUGGUGUCGCGGGCGUCUCGGCGCUCGCGUGGGCCGCCAGGUACGUAUGGCGGGGAGGCGGAGGCGGCGGCAGCGGCGGCGGGCUCACCGGGAUGGUGGUGCAGCCCCUGGACCACGGGGAGAAGCGGCGCGGCGCGGAAGGUCCCGCGGCGUUCGUCGGCCACCGGCCCCGGGACAUCGACGUCGCUUAGGCGCGCGGGCGGCGUGUGCACGUUGUUGGUCUGAUAUUUUGUUUUUUUGUUUUGUUGUUGGUCUGAUUUGGAUAUGCGUGAUGCAUUACUCUAUCAUGUUGUAUUCUAGCACGGAUCAUAUAUGAUGUAAAUGUCGUUUUAAUUCAUAGCUGGAAUAAAAGCGGAU
Molecule: messenger RNA, 703 nt
Organism: Panicum hallii
Lineage: Eukaryota; Viridiplantae; Streptophyta; Magnoliopsida; Poales; Poaceae
Product: oleosin 14.9 kDa-like
Exons: 1
Coding region: 16-537 (173 amino acids)
Biological process (GO): seed oilbody biogenesis; lipid storage; response to freezing
Cellular component (GO): membrane; monolayer-surrounded lipid storage body
Source: RefSeq, a predicted model, not a curated record